This is a messenger RNA of Solanum tuberosum (potato), 2825 nucleotides long. Its product is annotated as disease resistance protein RPP13-like. The record is from RefSeq and is a predicted model, not a curated record. Gene Ontology annotation, biological process: defense response to other organism. NCBI's taxonomy places the organism in Eukaryota, Viridiplantae, Streptophyta, Magnoliopsida, Solanales, Solanaceae. The coding region runs from base 39 to 2591 and encodes 850 amino acids. The transcript is spliced from 2 exons. Gene Ontology annotation, molecular function: ADP binding.
CAUACACCUACCUACCCCUCUUUUCUUCAAUAAAAAAUAUGGCUGAGGCCUUUGUAUCAUUUGCAGUUCAAAAAUUGGGUGAUCUACUCAUACAACAAGUUUCCCUGCGUAAAAAUCUAAGAGAAGAAGUUACAUGGCUGCGAAACGAGCUUCUCUUAAUGCAGUCUUUCCUCAAAGAUGCAGAACAAAAGCGAAGUGGAGAUGAAAGAGUUGAACAAUGGGUGCUUGAGAUCAACUCUAUUGCUUAUGACGUUGUUGCUAUACUCAAGACUUAUAGCAUCGAGGAUGGUAAAUGUGCUAGUUGUCUCAAGGUUUGCGCUUGCAUCUGUAGGAAGAAAUCCUACAAUGUCGCCAAAGAGAUCCAAUCACUCAAGCAACGAGUCAUGGAUAUCUCUGUCAAGCGAGAGACUUAUGAUAUUACAAAUACUAUCAAUUAUAAUGCAGGAAAAGGGACAAGUAAUAAGGUUAGAACAUUGAGGAGAACUACCUCAUAUGUGGAUGACCAGGAUUACAUUUUUGUUGGACUUCAAGAUGUUGUACAAACAUUGGUAUAUGAACUUCUCAAAGCAGAGCCUCGUCGAAGCGUCCUCUCCAUUUAUGGAAUGGGCGGUUUAGGCAAGACCACUCUUGCCAGAAAACUUUACAUCAAUCCUAAUAUAGCCUCUAGCUUCCCAACAUGCGCUUGGAUAUGUGUUUCUCAAGAGUACAACACAAUGGAUCUUCUUUCGACUAUCAUAAAAUCCAUCCAAGGUCGCACCAAGGUAACUCUAGAUUUGUUGGAAAGCAUGCCAGAAGGAGAUCUAGAAAUUUAUCUUCGUGAUCUAUUAACAGAACGCAAAUACCUUGUGGUGGUUGAUGAUGUACGGCAGAAAGAAGUAUGGGAGAGAUUGAAAAGAGCAUUCCCGGAUAGCAAGAAUGGCAGCAGAGUCAUUAUUACCACGCCCAAAAAGGAUGUCGCUGAAAGAGCGGAUAACAGAGGUUUUGUCCAUGAACUUCGUUUCCUAACCCAAGAAGAAAGUUGGGAUCUCUUUCGUAGGAAACUACUUGAUGUUCAAGCAAUGACCUUCACUAUGGAGAGGGUAGCUAAGAAUAUGGUGGGAAAGUGUAGAGGCUUACCUCUUGCAAUUGUUGUAUUGAGCGGACUACUUUCACAUAAAAAGAGGCUAGAUGAAUGGCAAAAGGUGAAAGAUCACCUUUGGAAGAACAAUGUUGAAGAUGAAUAUAUUGAAAUCUCCAACAUACUAUCAUUAAGCUACAAUGAUUUGUCAACUGCGCUCAAGCAGUGUUUUCUCUACUUUGGUAUUUUUCCAGAAGAUCAAGUGGUCAAGGCUGAAAACAUAAUACGGUUGUGGAUGGCGGAGGGUUUCAUACCAAGAGGAGAAGAAAGAAUGGAGGAUGUCGCUGAAGGCUACUUGAAUGAGCUGAUAAGACGAAGCUUGAUACUAGUUGUACAUACAUUUUGGGAAAGAGUUACUGCAUGUAGGGUUCAUGAUUUACUCCAUGAUCUUGCGAUACAAGAGGCAUUGAAAGUAAACUUCUUUGGCAUUUAUGAUCCAAAAAGACACUCCAUAUCCUCUUUAUGUAUCAGACAUGUCAUUCAUAGUCAAGGAGAAAGGUACCCCUCACUUGAUCUUUCUAACUUAAAGUUGAGGUCAAUUAUGUUCUUCGAUCGUAAGAUUAGUCUUAUAAAUUUCAGUAGUGUGUUCCAACAUCUCUAUGUGUUAUACUUGGAGAUGUGUGUUGACAAGAAUCCACAUCCACAUUUAGUUCCUGAUGCCAUAGGAAGUUUGUACCACCUCAAGUUCUUAAGAUUGAGAGGUCGUAUCCAUGAUCUUCCCACUUCCAUUGGCAACCUCAAGAAUCUACAGACACUUGUUGUCAAUGGAUACUCUUGCAAACUACCCCAAGAGACAGCUGACCUAAUAAAUCUAAGACAUUUAGAUGCUCGGUAUUCAGAAUCUCUGAAACAUCUAAGCAAACUCACUAGCCUUCAAGUUCUUAAAGGCGUUUAUUGUGAUCAGUGGAAAGAUGUUGACCCUGUUGAUUUAGUCAACCUUCGAGAAUUAACCAUGUGUAGUAUUUGGAACUCUUACUCCCUAAAGAACAUUAGCAGCUUGAAAAACCUUAGCACUCUCAGAUUGUUUUGUGAACGUGAUGAAUUAUACACAUCUCCAUUCCCAUCCCUUGAAUUUCUUUAUUCUUGUGAAAAGCUGCAGAAAUUGUGGUUAAAAGGGAGAGUAGAGAAACUGCCUCUGUUUCCAAAUUCCAUCACAAUGAUGGUUCUUUGGCAGUCAAGACUCAUGGAGGAUCCGAUGCCUAUUUUGGGAAAGUUGCCAAACCUAAAAGAUCUCAUAUUACAAGAAGCUUAUAAAGGAAAAGAAAUAAUGUGCAGCGAUAACACCUUCAGUCAACUAGAGUCCCUUCGUCUUUAUGAUCUUUCAAACCUAGAACGAUGGCAUUUAGACACAAGUGCCAUGUCUCUCAUUAAAGGUCUUCAUAUCCAUGCUUGUCCAGAGCUGAAGGAGAUUCCAAAGAGAAUGAAAGAUGUUGAAGAGAAAUUAAAUAUGGUGGAGCUUUACAAGCAUAUGUGAAGUCUUAUUUGAUAAUAGUAAAGCCUCCCAUUUCUAAAUUGGGACAAUGGCAAAAGAGGGAAGUAAAAGCACGUGGAACGAGCUGGGAUGUCAAGAGCGGUGACUUAAAAUGGGCAGGUUGGAUCAAAUAUGAGCGGGUUAGAAAAAAGGGAAAAGAAUCCCAUAUGAAGGAGACCAAGUAAAAACAAGAGGGGGAAAACACAUGAGCCAUUUUAGUGGAAACUAGGAACCUGU